Molecule: messenger RNA, 484 nt
Organism: Rubroshorea leprosula
Lineage: Eukaryota; Viridiplantae; Streptophyta; Magnoliopsida; Malvales; Dipterocarpaceae
Source: the annotation of a GenBank genome assembly
AAGCAAAAACAACAAAUUCCCCAUAUAAGCUACUUGAACCAAAGCAUUGAUCAUAUGGCGCCAAGUUUAAAAUCUAUGUGUUUGAUUCUUGUUCUUCUUGUGUCUUCUUCCCUUUUCGAGGCACGUCCUCUCCAUGAUGCUGAUCAGUCUAUAAGCAAAGGGUUAGACAUGUUCUUUGAUGGGCUGUAUAUUGAAGGGAUCAAAACAGGAGGUCCAAGCAAUGGAGGAAAGGGUCACGCCUUCACCAAUACUGAUACCCUUGGCACUAACUCAGGUCCAAGCGGCCCUGGUGAGGGACACUAAUUAAUCUGCUGCUUCCUGUCCUGUUCCUAUGUUUCUGUGUGUGUGUUGAAACAAAUUCAUUCAUUGUUUUUAUUUUAGUCUGUUCAAUUACCUGUUGUUUAAGGUAAUUAGUGUUUUGUAGUAAUUCUUUUUUGUAUGAUCACUGCACAGCAUAGUGUAACAAUAAGGAUUCUGUAGUAUG